Messenger RNA from Ochotona curzoniae (black-lipped pika), 504 nucleotides. Its product is annotated as keratin-associated protein 14-like. Lineage: Eukaryota; Metazoa; Chordata; Mammalia; Lagomorpha; Ochotonidae. The coding region runs from base 1 to 504 and encodes 167 amino acids. The transcript has a single exon. The record is from RefSeq and is a predicted model, not a curated record.
AUGUCCUACAACUGCUGCUCUGGAAACUUCUCCUCCCGCUCGUUCGGCGGUUACCUGCGCCACCCCGGGUCCUCCUUCGGCUCUUCCUGCCCCAGCAACGUCUUCUUCAGCACGGACCUUCAGUCUCCUAACAGCUGUCAGCUGGGUUCCUCUCUUCAAGGCAGCUGUCAGGAGGCCUACUGCGAUCCCAACAGCUACGAGGAGUCCUACGUGGCGUCCAGCCCUUGCAGUUCAUCCUACUACCGCCCCAGGACGGUGUUCUACAGUCCCUCCCAAGCGACUUACGCUGCGCAUCUGGGCUGUGGGUCUAGGGGCUUUCAUUCUUUCGGUUGUGGCUCCCUGUUCUCGGGCUUUGGAUCCAAUGGUUUUAACUCAUUGGGUUGUGGGCCCCGCACUUGCUCAUCUCUAAAUUACAGAUCCAACUUUUACCGUCCAACCUUCUUUUCUUCUAGAAGCUGCCAAUCUUUUUCUCACCAACCAGCUUGUGGAUCUAGCUUCUAUUGA